Molecule: messenger RNA, 1424 nt
Organism: Lontra canadensis (Northern American river otter)
Lineage: Eukaryota; Metazoa; Chordata; Mammalia; Carnivora; Mustelidae
Gene: ZNF22
Product: zinc finger protein 22
Exons: 2
Coding region: 204-881 (225 amino acids)
Source: RefSeq, a predicted model, not a curated record
GCCACGUUCCUAGAGCGGCCGCGGGGCGCCAACUGACGGCAAGGCCCGCACUUCCGGCGGCGCGAGGGGCGCCCAGCGAGCGAGCGAGCCAGGGUGGCGGCGGGCGGCCCGCUGCGCGAAAAUUGAGCUACGUAGCUCUAGGAAGUGAAACUUCAGCUCAGAAGAAGAGAGCAGACUCUUAAGAAUAUAUUUGGCUCAUCACCAUGCGGUUAGGAAAACCGAAGGGAAGUAUUUCUCGGAGCUCGAGCCAAGGAAAAGCCUAUGAAAACUCACGCAAAACAGGCCGGCAGCGGCAAAGAUGGGGAAUGACUGUUCGAUUUGACUCAAGCUUGAGUAGACUGAGAAGAAACCUGGAUGAGAAACCUUAUAAAUGUACUGAAUGUGAAAAGAGUUUCAGUCAGAGCUCAACUCUUUUUCAACACCAAAAGAUUCACACUGGAAAGAAAUCCCAUAAAUGUGCCGAUUGUGGGAAAAGUUUCUUUCAGAGCUCUAACCUCAUUCAGCAUCGGAGGAUCCAUACCGGGGAAAAACCCUAUAAAUGUGAUGAGUGUGGAGAAAGGUUUAAACAGAGCUCAAAUCUCAUUCAGCACCAGAGAAUUCAUACUGGAGAAAAACCCUAUCAGUGUGAUGAGUGUGGCCGAUGUUUCAGCCAGAGUUCCCACCUUAUUCAGCAUCAGAGAACCCACACAGGGGAGAAGCCCUACCAGUGCAGUGAAUGUGGCAAAUGCUUCAGCCAGAGCUCUCAUCUUAGGCAGCACAUGAAGGUGCACAAAGAAGAGAAACCUCGUAAAACCCGGGGCAAAAACAUUAGAUCAAAAACUCACUUAGUGUCAUCCUGGAAAGCUGGUACAGGUAGGAAGUCAGUGGCUGGUCUCCGCUAAGGAAAGGGUGCUGCUUCAGCCUUUAAAAAUAAAUAAAUAAACAAAAGCUCUCUCUUUUAGAACUGGAGAUAUUUUGUAAUAGAGCUCUUAAAUACUAUAUCCUUUCCUAGCAUGGAGACAUUGUAAUGACAUUGGGCUGAAAGAAACUGAGUCCAACUGUUCUCAUCUUUUUUUUUUUUUUAAUGUAACUUGGAGUACAAAAAACUGAAACUAUGUUUUAAGAGAAUAUAAGAUCCUUGACCUCAUGUGAUAUUACUUCCUGCAUCAUUUUGACAAAAACAACCAUGUUUUGAUGACACAUGUAAAAGUAUAGGUAUUCUGAUGACUCCUCAGCUUUAGGACUUUCUGUGGAAGGAGUAGUUAAAAGGGAGAAGAAGUUAAUCCCAUUAGGUCGGAGGUUCUGCAACUGAUGAGGAGAUUUUAUGUUUGUAAAGUUUUGUAGUAUAUUAACCACUGGUUUGUAAGUAUGACUCAAGACUCAACAUAUUAACAUGUAUUCAUGUUCACAGAUUUUUAAUCAACAAAGCCCAUCCCUCUGUUGGC